AUGUUUUUCGGAAUACGUUUUCCUUUCGAGACAGAUCGUUUGGCUCGCUUUCCCUUUUCCAAAUACUUGUUCAUUUUUUCUUUUAAGUUAUUUCUGGUUGUUGUAAAGGCAGAAAUAUUAGACUGUACGAUGAUCAAACAUCCCAUAAAUAUAUUUGAAAUUCGGUCAAAUGUACCUGUACACUUUUUGAAAACUCAAAAUGUUCAUAAUAGUCCUUUUAUUAAAAAAAGGCAUAAAAGAAAAGAUGCGUCAAACCCUUUAAAUUUUUACUUUAUCAAUUAUAAAAAAAAAUUAAAGAAUUACACAAAAGCACAGAAUUCCAGAAGUUUCAGUACCUAUUAUGUUAAUGGAGAACAAAGGAAUAAAAAUUUGGGGGAGGAAAAGGAGUGUACACAAAUGGAUAAUGGGCAUCAAAAUGGAAAGGGAAGUGAGUGUAAAAUGAGCCCAAUGAGUGACUACAGGAGUGGUUAUACGAAUGAUAUUAAAAAUUCAAACGAAAAUAAUUGCACAGAUAGCGGCAAGAAUGGCGGUAAAUAUUGCCCCGAAAAGAGCGGUGAAUACUGCUCCGAAAAUGAUGCACAGAAUUUAAAACAAACAUGUAACAACGCAUCAGAAGGAGAGGAAAAAAUAUUAUAUUUAAUAAGCCCAAGAGGUUUUUGCAAAGGCGUAAGCAGGGCAAUAGAAACAGUAGAAGAAUGUUUAAAAUUAUUUAAAACAAAAAUUUAUGUGAAACAUAAAAUUGUUCAUAAUGAUAUUGUUUGUAAAAAUUUGGAAAAAAAAGGAGCUAUAUUUAUAGAAGAUUUAAAUGAUGUACCGGAUGGGAAUAUAUUAAUUUAUUCUGCACAUGGAAUAAGUCCACAAAUUAGAGAAAUCGCAAAAAAAAAAAAUUUAAUUGAAAUUGAUGCAACAUGCCCAUUAGUUAAUAAAGUACAUGUAUAUGUUCAGGUAAAAGCAAAAGAGGGAUAUAAAAUUAUAUUAAUUGGUCAUAAAAAUCAUGUAGAAGUUGUAGGUACAUAUAAUGAAGCACCUGACUGUACAUAUAUCGUUGAAAAUGUAAAUGAUGUAGAAAAUUUAAAUUUUCUAGAAAAGCAAAAAUUAUUUUAUGUUACUCAAACAACUUUAAGUAUGGACGAUUGUGCAUUAAUUGUAAAAAAAUUAAAAGACAAAUAUCCAAAUAUUGAAACUAUACCCAGUGGAUCUAUAUGUUAUGCAACGACAAAUAGACAAGGUGCUCUUAUACAAAUAUGCCCACAGUGCGAUUUAACAAUAGUAGUAGGUAGCCAAUCUUCUUCAAAUGCAAAAAAAUUAGUUUAUGCAUCGCAAAUAAGAAAUGUACCUGGGGUAUUAGUUAACACUGUUGAUGAAUUCGAUUUUAAUCUUCUCAAAAAUGUUAAAAGAAUAGCUUUAACUUCAGCUGCAUCAACACCUGAGGAGUUAACACAAAAAUUUGUGCAAAUCUUGACGAACCCUCCAUUUAUGUACAGCUUAAAAAUUUUUAAUGGCGUUCAAGAAAAUGUGCCAAAGUGGAAACUCCCAAAAAAUCUCCUAAGUAUUAUGAAGGAGAAGAACAUAAGGGGUUAA
This is a messenger RNA of Plasmodium malariae, 1581 nucleotides long. It is a transcript of the gene LytB, whose product is annotated as 4-hydroxy-3-methylbut-2-enyl diphosphate reductase, putative. Lineage: Eukaryota; Apicomplexa; Aconoidasida; Haemosporida; Plasmodiidae. The transcript has a single exon. Bases 1 to 1581 code for a protein of 526 amino acids. The record is from RefSeq and is a predicted model, not a curated record. Gene Ontology annotation, biological process: dimethylallyl diphosphate biosynthetic process; isopentenyl diphosphate biosynthetic process, methylerythritol phosphate pathway. Gene Ontology annotation, molecular function: 4-hydroxy-3-methylbut-2-enyl diphosphate reductase activity; metal ion binding.